GACAGUUAUUUUCGGUUAAAGAUUGAGGUGAAGGUCACGAUGAAUAUGCGUAACGGAAGAACCAGGAUUGGUCAGCGUCUUUCAGUUCCACUGCUUCGACCAAAUGGAGACCAGUAUGUACUGGACAGGCAAAUUAUAGGCGAAAUUUUCUGUGGUAGAUCAGUUGCAGAAGCAAAAGCUGUCAUCAUAAACAUGUGUGGCGUGAUGCAUUGUGGGAAGUCAUUGAAUCUGAAUCAUUUUUAUGAAUUUCUUCUGGGAACGAGGGACUCUCACAGUUCGCGAAAGUCGAACCCUCCAAGAAAAUGUUUUGAUUGGGCUAACGGAAUAAAAACUCAACGGAAAACUAUCGGAAUGCAUAUCACUAAAAAACCUAUUCUUAUUCGUCGAGAUGGACAGGACCUCGCUAUAUUUUUGCUGGACUGUGAGGGAACUGAUUUAAGAUCUGGAAACGUACAAACAUUUUUGUUCACGCUCUCCACUCUGUUGAGUUCUGUUCAAAUCAUCAACGUAGUAAAAGAUAUUCAAGAUCGCGAUGUUUACGCACUAAAGUCGUUCAUAUCUGCCUACGAUGAGUUGAAUUCCGCACGCGGAGGAAUAUUUGAGACACAACUUCUUUUUUUGGUUCGAGAUUCUACAAGUACGAUGUCGUGCAAGUUAGGUGAUGAGGAUGGCCCACAGUUCCUUUCAAAAACAUUUCGAAUGGGAUUUAAACGCACAAUUCAUGAUAAGCUUCGAAAAUCUUUUUCGGAUGUCAGUUGUUUUAUACUGCCACAUCCCGGAUCAAAAGCUACUGUUAGACAACUGAAAGACGAGUUUAGUGGUGCAUUCCAAGAAUUGAACGAAUCCUUUGUAUUCUACCUGCAACGUUUAAUGGAUCGAGUUUUAACUCCAGAUAAUUUGGUUAUCAAACGGGUUAACGGCAAGCAAGUUACAUGUCGAGAGUUUGGAGAUUAUAUUGAAGCUUGUUACGAUGCACUCUCGGGAGUUAAAGAUCUUUGCGUCGGUUUGCUAAAGCUUGCUUCACACACAAGAUAUAAACCACUGGUGGAGGAAUGUGGGAGUUACUUCAAGCAAUCGUUGGAACAGGAAAUUCAAGGAAUCGCCCUUGAUGAAGUUGAAUUUUCCGAAAUCAGUGAUGAAAAAGUUCAGGACGCCAUACAGAAGUUUAUGAAUGCAACUGCUAGUAGAGUUCACGACGAUCAGAAAGAAAGAUAUCAAACGAUUCUUGAACAAGACCUGCAUGAGUUUAAAAAUGAAAUCCGUACAAGUAACGACAGAUUUUAUAAUGCAUCCAGUGAUAAAAACGAGACAGCAGUAAGGAGAGCAAGGAGGUCGUACGAGAGGGAAUUUCAAAAUAUGGUACGGGGACAGAGACUUGAUCAUCAAACCGUCAAGGAUUAUCACGAACUUGCAAUGAAUAAUGCAUUAGCAUAUUUCAACAGAACGCCAAAGCAGGGAGGGCAAAAUUUUAUACAAAAGUUUCGAGAGAAUCUACACAGUCGUAUUUUGGAUAUUUUCCGUGAAACAUGUGAAGAGAUUUCCUUUGCCGAUGUUCUUUUAUGUGGUACAGAUAUGAUAAGAACUGCCGUGAUAGGAGUGCGCGGUGGACAACUGGAUCACGAUGCGUGCUCAAUUGGAUUUCAGAAUGGAACUGUCACAUCAGAUACAGAAUUAUCUAUAAAAGUUGCCAAAGACACGGUUGGAUGGCCAGAAGAAGAAUACAUCCGGCGUUCACCUGUUCUGAUAUUUGAACCCAGUGACUGCCGCAUUCGCAAGCCCGUUAAAUGCCAACUCCAAAUGUGGUAUAUCGCUUUUUCCCAUGAAGUUUUUCCCGAGGAAAACGUUUACGUAUUGCAGAAACGGCAAGAUGCUUGGAUAGUUUUACAUAAUGAAGUUAUCGCAAAUAAAUCAACGAUUGACUGUAAUCUCACCGAACUUUCUCCCGUUGCUCUGGCUAUUUCCGUAAGAGAAAAGAAGCGCCAGUUGACAACCGUUUUGUACCUGAAUACCGGCGGCAACUUUAUUGCGAAGUUUUAUGACAUGAGCAACACAAGUGUAAUGAAUGCUAUAAGAGAAUCCGCAAAAUCCGGCAGAUACCUUACAGUGGUGGAUACGAACACUCUUGAAAUUUCCCGAAAUGACGAAAUUAUAGUCUCGCUUGGUCGGUGCAAUGAUAAUUCUUCAGCGCCAGACACUCAACAGUUUCGCGGCGAAGAUGUUUAUUCACCGGGAAUAACAAAGUCUAUACAAUUCGUUUCGCCAACGGUACCGACAAACGAGAAUGCAACAACUAUGUUUUACGAGGUUAAGAUCAACGGACAGAAGAAAAUAUCCAAUCCUUUCAAAGUCGAUUUAAACAACCCAGGAAGGCCUGACACGGCGGCUGCUGGUCCAUUUACCUUCAACCGAACUCAUGCGAUUGGCGAUUACAUUUCAAUUGUACCAGAAGGAGGCAACACUUGAAAACAAGAAUACGGUUCAUCAACAACCCUAUAUAUAAGAAAUUGUCAUGUAUUUUUUUAGCGUGGUUCAAAAAAUUUAUCUAGAAUUAAAUUAUAUCGA
This is a messenger RNA of Styela clava, 2562 nucleotides long. RefSeq lists its product as uncharacterized. Gene Ontology annotation, molecular function: GTPase activity; GTP binding. NCBI's taxonomy places the organism in Eukaryota, Metazoa, Chordata, Ascidiacea, Stolidobranchia, Styelidae. The record is from RefSeq and is a predicted model, not a curated record.